AUGGACAAGCUCAAAGUCCAUGGAUCUAUUGUACGAGCUAUCAAUCGCAAUAUGAGCUGUGCCUUUAUUCAUUUUCCAUUCACAUGGAACCCUACGAGCAAGGCUAUCCCUUCUAUCGUCUACAAUUGCCGAACUUCUGCUUGCUGGGAGGGAGAUAUGGCCCUCUCUGUGACCUUCUUUCCUGGAAGUCUCACAACUAAUGCGGUUUGGUACGGAUGUGAUCUGUCCAAGCGUAAGUUCUACGGAGAUCUGAUUACCGAUUCUGAGCUCAUCUACGGUCAACUAGAAAACUUCGACGGAGGCGUCUUCUACCCAAUGGUUCUCCCGGUAGUAUUUGCUGGCUUCGAGAGGGAGAGGCACAUUGGUACGGUGAGGGGGUGUCUGAUGCAGUUUGUCCAGCGAAUUCACGAUCUCGCCCACCAGGACCUCCGAUCAAUGAACAGGAAUGAAAGUUCCAUGAGCUCUGAAAGCAAUAAACUCGAAGGUUGUGCCGUUGAUGAAGGGAGGGUGUUUAGCAUCGUACUUUCGACUGGUAUCGAGUUUCGUUCACUCAGAGGCUGCCAAGCCUCUUUCACAACUCAAGACAAAUUCACAUCAACCGCAUGA
Messenger RNA from Fusarium odoratissimum NRRL 54006, 606 nucleotides. RefSeq lists its product as uncharacterized. The transcript has 2 exons. The coding region runs from base 1 to 606 and encodes 201 amino acids. NCBI's taxonomy places the organism in Eukaryota, Fungi, Ascomycota, Sordariomycetes, Hypocreales, Nectriaceae. The record is from RefSeq and is a predicted model, not a curated record.